Mizuhopecten yessoensis (Yesso scallop) is the source of this 1304-nucleotide messenger RNA. Its product is annotated as alcohol dehydrogenase [NADP(+)]-like. The transcript is spliced from 10 exons. Gene Ontology annotation, molecular function: aldose reductase (NADPH) activity. The record is from RefSeq and is a predicted model, not a curated record. Gene Ontology annotation, cellular component: cytosol. The coding region runs from base 123 to 1091 and encodes 322 amino acids. Lineage: Eukaryota; Metazoa; Mollusca; Bivalvia; Pectinida; Pectinidae.
CGUCGCUACGUUUACGUCCACUAGAGCGCGAGGCGAGCACUACGAACAGGGCCCCAGAUAUAACGGCCACGAUCGCGAGACAGGACACACACACAUACACUUGUGGUAUACGAGCCGCAGGCAUGUCGUCGGGAGUUGCACUGACCGUUCCCAUGCCAGGGAAGCCGUACCCUACUGUGGGACUAGGGACGUUUACUAUAUUUGCUAAAACCGGUGGCGCAGAUGAAGUAUGCAAUGCGGUCAAGUUUGCCAUUUCUGAAGGUUACCGACACGUGGACUGCGCACUCGUUUAUGAUAACGAGAAGGCUGUUGGGGACGGCAUAAAGGCGAAAAUCGACGACGGAACAAUUACCCGGAAUGAUGUCUAUUUAACUACAAAGCUAUGGGAUACGCAUCAUAACCCCGACCACGUGGAGGGAGCUCUGAGGAAGUCACUGCGCAGUCUCCAGACCGAUUAUGUCGAUCUGUUUCUCGUGCACUGGCCGUUUGCAUUCAAGGAUGGAGACGACCCUUUUCCCAAAGACGCCGACGGUAACAUUAUCUUCGCUGACCACGACUAUGUUGACACGUGGAAGGCGAUGGAGAAACUUGUCGGAGCAGGACUAGCUAAGGCCAUAGGAAUCUCCAACUUUAACAAAAAACAGAUAGAAAGAGUGUUAGAGGUGGCAACGAUAAAACCCGCAAAUAUACAGAUUGAAAGUCACCCGUAUUUCCUGAACGAUAGACUGGUCACCUUCUGUAAGCAACAUGGGAUGACCGCCACCGCUUAUGCCCCUCUUGCCAACCCCAGUAGAACAUGGAAGAGCCCAGACGAACCAAUAAUAUUCGACGAACAGGUUUUGAAAGACAUCUCCGCAGCAAAGGGAAAAUCUAUCGCUCAGGUGGUGCUAAGGUUCCACCUACAGAGGGGUCUCGUUGUUAUUCCAAAAAGUAUUACUCCGGCCAGGAUCAAAGAAAAUCUACAAUUAUACGACUUUGACCUUUCCGAGUCCGAAAUGCAGCAAAUAGCUGGAUUAGAUAGAAAUCUUCGCUUCUUCAAGGAAGGGAUGGCGGCAAGUCACAAAUAUUACGGUUUCCACGACGAAUUCUGAGGCACUGUCAAUCAAGAAAAGUGACGCCAUUACGACCAUCAUGGUACAAACAGGACGGUUGAUGUGAUUUGUUAUUAUUUCGAUAACAGUCCCUGUAUGAUUCCUGUCGUACCCGCCUGCUGGCCAUAGACAAAGAAUGUCUCUUUCUCGUGAAGGAACAUAUUUUACUCUCUGUAACAAAUUGUCAAUAAAAACAACUUUCAGUAAAAGAAA